Messenger RNA from Tinamus guttatus (white-throated tinamou), 1199 nucleotides. The record is from RefSeq and is a predicted model, not a curated record. NCBI's taxonomy places the organism in Eukaryota, Metazoa, Chordata, Aves, Tinamiformes, Tinamidae.
CUUUCAUUGCUGAGAGAGAAAAGCGGCAGACAUGGGCAAUAGUCACUACCAUGCUUGGAGUAGUGCUUUUUGAUUUUGCAGCUGACUUCAUUGAUGUCCCCAUCAAAGUGUAUUUAUUUGAUGUCUGCUCUCAUCAGGAAAAAGAGAAGGGUCUGCAUUACCAUGCCCUCCUUACAGGCUUGGGAGGAGCCCUAGGUUACUUGACAGGGGCUGUGGACUGGAGUAAUACCAUACUGGGACAUCAUUUGGUAUCCGAGUUCCAGGUGAUGUUCUUCUUUGCAGCCUUAGUUUUCCUGGUCUGCCUCGUUGUGCACUUGUGCAGUAUCCCUGAAGUCCCCCUCAGAUAUGAAAGCGAAGAGACCAAGUUCUUGUUGGAAGUGGAUGAACUCCGUCAGUAUAAAUCCAUAGAGGAAAUCAAGAAUGGUUACUUAAAAUCAGCAUGUUCUGAAAUAAAGGCCACACCUAAACCAACGAAGUCCUCUGGUCCAUCACAUACAGAUACUCAGCCGCGGAUGACCCUUAAAUCGCUCCUGAAGACGCUUAUAAGCAUGCCAUCCCACUAUCGCUACCUGUGCGUGAGCCACCUCUUCGGAUGGAUGGCUUUCCUGUCCAACAUGCUCUUCUUCACAGAUUUCAUGGGACAGAUUGUGUACGAGGGCAGUCCCUACGCGCCUCGCAACUCUACCCUUUACCUUGCCUAUGAACGAGGAGUGGAAGUUGGAUGCUGGGGGCUGUGCAUUAAUGCGGUUUUUUCAUCAGUCUAUUCUUACCUGCAGAAAGCCCUUCUGCCAUAUAUAGGAUUAAAAGGACUUUAUUUCAUUGGAUAUCUACUUUUUGGAUUAGGUACUGGCUUAAUUGGCCUGUUUCCCAAUGUCUAUUCCACCCUGGCUCUAUGCUCCCUCUUCGGUGUUAUGUCCAGCACACUGUAUACGGUGCCAUUCCACCUCAUUGCAGAGUAUCAUCGGGAAGAAGAGAACCUGAAGCUGCAGGACGGAGAGCAACCCGGCACACACGGGCGCGGGAAGGGCAUUGACUGCGCUGCCCUCACCUGCAUGGUGCAGCUGGCCCAGAUCAUUCUCGGCGUGGGCCUCGGCCUCCUGGUUAGUGUUGCCGGCAGCGCGGUCACGGUGAUUUCGGCAUCCACCGUGGCGCUGAUCGGCUGCUGCUUCGUUGCCUUUUGUGUUCGAUAUGUGGGGUAA